Messenger RNA from Rosa rugosa (rugosa rose), 456 nucleotides. RefSeq lists its product as uncharacterized. The transcript has a single exon. The record is from RefSeq and is a predicted model, not a curated record. Lineage: Eukaryota; Viridiplantae; Streptophyta; Magnoliopsida; Rosales; Rosaceae. Bases 1 to 456 code for a protein of 151 amino acids.
AUGGAGGCCACCACCGAGGAACAACAACCCGGAACACUAGUGCACCACAUCCUCCCUCCCCGCCUUGAAGACGCCGGCCUCGAAGACUGCGCCCUCCCCCCCGAUUCAAUCAAGCAAGCCUUCCUCAAAGCCGCCACCGCCGUCAAGUCACGCGCCACCUCCCUCUUCACCGACGACGAGGAAGAAGAAGAAGAAGAAGACUGCGUCAGGGAUCCCUGGCCGGCGGUGGUCGGAGCCGUGACGGAGGGGAAUCCUCCGGGAGCUUGCGGCGGAGAUGAAGUGGUGGUGGGCGGUGAGGAGGAGAAGAGGGAUAAGGUGGUUGUGGGAGGUGAAGAUGUGAGGGAGGUUGGUGGAGAUAAGGCUUGUGUUGAUGGGUUGGUUGGGUUAGAGAUUGAAGAGAAGAAGAAUGAGGGUAAGAAUGAUGAGGGACCUAUUUUGGUUGGAGGUUAUGCUUAA